AUGUCGACCAACAACGAUCUGCAAGCUCUGUUUGCCAACUUGAGGCCGAAGCCUCGCGACUCCCCUGCCCCCUCCCACACGUCGAACCAGCCCAACUCUGCAGGUCAAACCUCCCCGUUCGCUGCCGUCCCGCCAUUGCCUUCGAGCCCUCCUCCCUUCACCUCUGUUGCGAACGAAAGCUCCUACAACCAAAUGGCGCAGCCCGUCGCGUCGGGCCCCUCUGCCACGGCGCAGUCCUUGCUGAAUUUGCUGAAUUUCGGGCCGACUACUUCUACGCUUUCAAACGCCAACUCAAGACCUCUUUCUUCUGCUGGCAAUGCUUUUGGGGCCUCUGAAGAGAAGAGUGACAGGCCGGCAGCAAAUGCUCCGGCACCAGGACUGUCGACUUCAGCUUCGGAUCUGCUCGCAAAGUUCAUGUCAUCUUCGCCUGCUCUAAGCAGACCAACAACCCAAUCCCCACUGAAUCUGGAGGAUCAAGGUGGUGGCGGCGGUGGCGCUGCCAAUCGACCACAGUCUACAAGUGGAAGUGGCCGUGAUGCAUCACAGGAUGCACUACUCAAGCUCCUCAGCAGAACCCACCCCGGCAAUUCCGUCAACGCGCGCCAGAAUUCCGUUGAGGGGACGCAGUCCCAAUCCCCAGGCGCCAACUCUGAUAUCAAGUCUACAGAGAUGAGGCCGACGAAGAUAGAGUCGCCCGCUCCUUUGUUGGGUUCCAGUCCCACGGCAGAGGGGCCUCUAUCCGGAGCUCUCGGUACUGACUCUAAGCCGUCAACCCAGAAUCCACCCCUGUUUACGUACACCAACCCUUUUGAGGCCUUGCAAGCCUCUUUGAACGCUUCCCGGGCGCAGACUCCUAAAGAAGGAGCUACGGCUGCCAAGCCCGUCAAUAUUGAUGUUGCUCAAUCAAAUGUCGAGUCUGGUAACGACCUAUCUGAAGACACAAAUUCACGCAUGGCCACAGAUGACCAGGUGGCUAAGAGGAAGAUACUCACGCCUAGACUACCAUUAGCACCAAAGAAUACCGCAACAUCGCGCGAAGGUUCAGUCGCUGCAGCUGCUCGGGAGAACGAAACACAAGACGCCGCUCCCGUGGAAGAGACAGGAGCCUCCGCUCCUGCGGAGAACAGGUCGACAGAUGAAACGAAAGAGGAGAUUCCCCUGGACCAUGGUAAUGGUGCGAAGCAUGACGAGAGCUCUGGUGUGGAGAAGACUGUUGACCAAGCGCCUGAUGCCGGUGAUGAAUGGGAAGAUGCGGAAGAGUCACCGAAUAAGGAAUCCCCCAGGACGGUCCCGGUUUACAAUUUCCCCAUCAAACCAUUUGUCUCGAUCACCUUGCAGUUACCCCAAUCUUCGGGCGUCGGCAUCAGAGAUGACGGUGUUAUGGAGAUAUCAAGAUUGAAGAAGGACUUCGAUCAGCUAGACCGUUCUCUAGCAGCUGCGACAUCCAAGUACAUCACCUAUGCCUUGGUCAAGAACGGCGGAAUGCGCAUCAUCCGGCAGGACGACGGUAGUGAUCGACAAGUCUUCAAGAAUUCUCAUGACCGCAUAUUUAAUGUCGCUCUUUGCACCACCUCUUCCGCUGGCGAGCCAUCGGAUGAACAGGCGCUUCUCGGGACCGGAGUCAGCGGUGCCGUGUAUUACGCAACAAUCAACAAGGACGGAAACGACCUGUUUGAGAAAAACGAGCUUGACGCCGAGAGCCUCAUCUUUCCACCUUUCCCGCCAGCCGAUGAGAAUGCAUCUGGGGGCGUGCUCAAGACGCGUGCGAAAAGAAGCUCUCGCCACCCCGAGUUCUUUGCAAUUGGACGCGGCAAGGCAAUUCAUCUCGUCUGGCCAGCAACUGCAAUUUCUUCACGAUACGGUAUCAGCGAGCAGAAUCGGCGUGUCGAUGUUGAUAAGUUCUUUCAAGAGCGAUCACUGCAGAUCUCAACUGGGAAGGCCGGCAAAGACUUCACCUUCAGCGAGGAUGAUACUUUGAUUGUUUCUCUGGACAAGACUGGAAGAUUGCGAUUCUGGGAUAUCCGUAAACUGAUUGACGAGUCAAAUACCACCUCCACUCGACUUGCGAAUAUGACCGUUGAUCUCCCGAUAUUGUCCCUUUCCACCGCUUCCCCAUCAGAGAAGUCAUGGCCGACGUCUGUUCUUUUCGUAGACAAGGCUCGUCCAUACGUCAAAGGAGGAGCGCUGCGUUACGUUCUUGUCGGGCUGAGGCAGAAUCACACUCUUCAGCUCUGGGACAUUGCGCUUGGUAAAGCCGUUCAGGAGAUCAAUUUCCCUCAUGAAAACGAGACUGACGGUAUCUGCAGCGUGUGCUAUCACGCAAACAGUGGGAUUAUCGUGGUGGGGCAUCCGACCAAAAACUCGCUCUUUUUCAUUCAUCUCUCUGCACCGCGUUAUUUGCUCUCUACAUCUCUGACCCAGGCUGCAUAUGUGCAACGCAUUGCUGCGAAAGAUCCAGACUUACCGAAGCCUGAUUCUACAGCCUGCAUGAGUGGCAUUCGUGAAAUGUCACUUGCAGAGAAAGGUGAGCUUAGAAGCGUUGAGAUCCUUCCGAUUUAUCGAACUGCUGAGGAACAGAGGGCGGUUGACGAAAAGACGCCUCUCUUUGAGCUCUACGUAGUGCAUUCAAAAGGUGUCACUUGCCUCAACAUCACAAAGGAGGACCUUGGCUGGAAUACAAACAGUAAGGUGGUCCAUGGAAUCGAUGCCGCGAAGGAAGGAUACGUCAGGUUGAAAGAAUUACGACUCGGGACCGUUAUCGAAGAAGGGCCUCGAGAUAAGAGCCCGACUGAGGAAGUACUAGGAUCAACUAAGAGUUUGAAGAAGAAGCAAGGAAAGAAAACUUCAUCUUCUGCCGAACGCGCGGAGACCAUGCAGGUUGAAGAUUCGGAACCUGGGAAACCAGUGCCUGCACAGCCUCUCAGCAACGGGGCUGAACCACUCGCAGAGACGACCAACAUUGAAACUCCGUUGCCCAAGGAAAACAGGAAGAGUAAGAAGAAAGCUGCCUCAUCCGCCGACUCACGGCUCCCUGAAAAGGUCGCGCUCACCGAAUCAUCUGCCAAAGCUGCCUCAACGGCAGCGGCCACCCUUGCACCUGCAAAUGCGGCUCCUGUUGAAGACCAAAACUCUGCGCCAGCAGCUGCGGCUGUCCCUCUCACAUCAACCACAGAAGCAUCCGCCAAACCCGAAGCGGUCACUGUGGGUAUUUCCGGCGGGUGGCUAGACAAGGAACUCAAGAAGGUCGAGAAGGCUGUAUCUACGGAGUUCCGAAAAGAGCUGGACUCUCUUUAUCAGAAUAUCCAGAAUGACAGAGCCGUUCAGGACUCUGCUGCCAUUGCCCGUCAGGAAGCUCUCCUUCGCUUAGUCUCGGCUACUCUGAGCAACAACGUUGAAAAAUCACUUUCUCGCAUCCUUUCAGCUCAAAUGCAACAAUCAAUUGUUCCAGCACUCACGGGAGCGACGGUACAGGUGGUGGGAAGCCAAGUGGGGGAAGCUGUGGCGAAAUCUCUCCAUUCCUUGGUGCCGAAGGAGUUGGCUGCGCAACUGCCUGUUGCCAUCAAUGGAGUUCUGCAGAGCCCCCAAAUGACCCGAACAAUAUCAGACACAGUCUCGCAAAAGGUUUCAAAACAGAUCGAGACCCAACUGAACGAUCUUAUGCAGAAGCAUGUGGUACCGACGUUCAAGACCCUCGCAGCCUCAGCAGCGGAACAAGCCGCAUCUGAGGUUGAAGUGCGCUUACGGAAUGAGAUUCGUCAACUGGAGAAUGACCGACGGAAUGACCUGACGAGGUUAGAAAAGCUGGGCCAAGUGCUCCAGGCAACAGCCGAGGCACUACAGCAGAUGUCCGACACCCAGGUCGCUUUCCAAGGUCAGAUCCUGAAAGAUCGUCGUCAGCUCGCACUGGUCGGAGAAACCAGUUCAUCCCCGGUGCCUGGCCAGGUGUCAACAGCCCGGAUGACGCCAUCACCUCGAGGCAUCCCAAGAACAAUAGUCCAGCGACAGAAGACGAAGGAGGAACUCGAGUUGGAAGAGAUCAGCCAAUUGAUGAAUGAGGGUCGUUACGAGGAGGCUUCAAUUAAAUGGCUACAGUCGACCCAACCAUCGGAGUUGUUCGACAAACUGUUCAUCCACUUCACUCCGGAGUAUCUGGCAACUGACGUCUCACCGCUGAUCGCCUUUUCAAUCGCCGUCACCAUCGGCAAUUCUCUGGCAACGAAUACGGCCCAACGACUCGAGUGGAUAUCUGCUGCGUUCAAUGCGGUCGAUCUUGCUGAUCCCGAAAUCUCCGAUCUAGCGCAACAUGCACCGGCACUUUUGAGCUCCUUGAUCCAGAAACUCGAGCGCCUGUACAUGACGAUCGCAGAACGAGAUCCGACCGAUCCAGCGCUGCAAAUCAUGCCAGUUGUUUCAAGGAAGGCGAAGGAGAUGAGGGCCACUCUGGAGGGACCAGUACGGCAUGGUGUUGAUUUUUAG
Messenger RNA from Cladophialophora psammophila CBS 110553, 4476 nucleotides. RefSeq lists its product as uncharacterized. NCBI's taxonomy places the organism in Eukaryota, Fungi, Ascomycota, Eurotiomycetes, Chaetothyriales, Herpotrichiellaceae. Gene Ontology annotation, cellular component: P-body. The record is from RefSeq and is a predicted model, not a curated record. Gene Ontology annotation, molecular function: protein binding. Gene Ontology annotation, biological process: deadenylation-independent decapping of nuclear-transcribed mRNA. Bases 1 to 4476 code for a protein of 1491 amino acids. The transcript is spliced from 2 exons.